Xylona heveae TC161 is the source of this 1414-nucleotide messenger RNA. RefSeq lists its product as hypothetical. Gene Ontology annotation, biological process: DNA recombination. Lineage: Eukaryota; Fungi; Ascomycota; Xylonomycetes; Xylonales; Xylonaceae. The coding region runs from base 66 to 1031 and encodes 321 amino acids. The transcript is spliced from 2 exons. The record is from RefSeq and is a predicted model, not a curated record.
CAAAUUGGGCCUUUUCAAGUCGAAAUACGGGGGUCAGCUACGGAGUAGCUACAGACCUCCCAGUUAUGUCCACUCCGGCUGCGAAACGACAACGCGUCGAGGCGGCAUCGCGAAAGCUCUGUCAGCCUUUUCGGUCACCACUUAAACGAGCUGACUCGAAAAACAGUGACGGACUGGACUCUUCCAGGAAACGUGGUGGAGUCUCAGCUACGCGGCCUGCGUUUGUAACAAGUCUGCAACCGAAAAUAUCAAGUGCUGAGUUAGGGGCAUUCGUUAAUCGCACUGGUAAAGACGGCCAGGAUAUAGAAGAUGAAUUAUCGUGCGCAGUCUCGGCAUCUGAACAGUUGCUGAGGCAAAGCAAUACAUCAACCAGCUUUGCUUCGCCCAGUCAGCAGCGAGUAAAGGUAAAGCCCUCUACGACACCUCUCAAGCCAAGCGGUCAGCGUCCUUUUGUCACUCCUAUACCGAAAAUUAGGACCUUGAGGUAUCAGGAAGAAACGCCUAGCUCGUUGAGCAAAGAUCCAGCACUGGCAAAUCUCUUAAGGGCUCAACGAAAAUUAGAGUCGGAGAUACGUGCUGCUCGCACGGAACUUGAGACUUUUGAACAAGCUCGCAAGAUUCAAAAUGGGAGGCGAGAUCAGGAGCUUGAGGGAUUGGCCCUCAAAUGGAAAAUGGUCAGCAGGCGGGCAGCAGAGGAAGUAUUCGAGGGAGUGCAAGCGCGAAUAAAUCGCAUGGGCGGCCUGGCGGCCUGGAGAGACAUGCAGAAAAGACAGCACGAGUGGAAGGACGCGGCCUUUAUCGACGGUGCAGCUGGUGAGAUUGACGAGAGCCAAAGGGACGCGCUCUGUGCUGAAUAUGGCAUCGACAUCAAUGAAGUCGAGAUGUCUCGUGGAGAAUCUCGAGAUACGUUACAAGGAGAUUAUGAUGAUAACCAAAAAGAGGAUUUCACCAUGGAUAUGAUGCUCAAAUCUCUGAACAUUGAUCUCACUACAAUCGGGUAUGACAAGGAUCUGCAGCGAUGGGUGGAUUAGGUUUGGCGGGACAGGCCACGCGCUGGCACCUCAUAUUCUGUGGGUAUCAAUGAUCUGCGAAUGAACCACGAAGUUGCGCACUAGGUUAUCGCCGCGUUACGGUACUUCACAUGUAUUGCUACGGAGUUUGAGAUUCGCUCGUGACCCAAUGUCCCGGAACUUCCAGCACGGUCUGCCAAGGACCGUGCCAGCAAAGAUUGCACCAUCCGGCUGUUUGGACCUGAGUGGAGCUGAAUGCGAAAUUGCUGACAGCUCAAACAAUUUUCUUUUAAGCGGAUUUAGAGUUGCAAACGCCGUGAUUCGUUCAAGCGAGCUCAGCUGGCAAGGAUUCAGGAAUCAUUGAGAAAAAGACUGCGAGGAUCCACUACAAUUGCUCAUACGGG